This is a messenger RNA of Antrostomus carolinensis (chuck-will's-widow), 483 nucleotides long. It is a transcript of the gene JCHAIN, whose product is annotated as joining chain of multimeric IgA and IgM. The record is from RefSeq and is a predicted model, not a curated record. Lineage: Eukaryota; Metazoa; Chordata; Aves; Caprimulgiformes; Caprimulgidae. Gene Ontology annotation, molecular function: immunoglobulin receptor binding. The coding region runs from base 1 to 483 and encodes 160 amino acids. Gene Ontology annotation, biological process: humoral immune response. Gene Ontology annotation, cellular component: pentameric IgM immunoglobulin complex. The transcript has 4 exons.
AUGAAGAGCUCCUGGGUGCUGUGCGCAGCCUUGGCCAUCUCCUUGGGGUUUGUCCUUGUGGCAGGUUAUCGACAGGACUCUGAGGACGAGGAGUAUGUGCUGGUCAAUAACAAGUGCCAGUGUGUAACAGUGACCUCAAAGUUUGUCCCCUCCAAAGAAAAUCCUGAUGAAAAAAUCCUGGAGAGAAACAUACGCAUCAUAGUCCCCCUGAAGGCUCGAGAGAACAUCUCUGACCCCACGUCCCCACUCAGAACCACUUUUGUCUACCGCAUGGCUGAACUCUGCAAAAAAUGUGAUCCUGUAGAAAUUGAGCUGGGUGGUGAGAUAUACCAAGCCCAGCAGAGCAACUCCUGCAAUGAACCUGAAACCUGCUAUACUUACAACAGGGACAAGUGCUACACCACAACCUUCCCAUUCCUCUACCAGGGGGAGACAAAAAAGGUUCAAGCAGUUCUGACCCCGGCAUCCUGCUACGCUGAUUAG